Messenger RNA from Ostrea edulis (European flat oyster), 763 nucleotides. RefSeq lists its product as uncharacterized. The transcript has 4 exons. Bases 4 to 750 code for a protein of 248 amino acids. Lineage: Eukaryota; Metazoa; Mollusca; Bivalvia; Ostreida; Ostreidae. The record is from RefSeq and is a predicted model, not a curated record.
GUGAUGUUCUUCGGGUUGGCAAUGAUAUUGCUAUGGCUAAUUUGUGAUGGUACAUGUGCAGUGAUUAAUGGUUCGUCCUUUCAACAUACAGUAUUGCGACGACAAGUUAGUACUACAAGGGACCUGACAGUUCGGAAUCCGCCUUCGUCUUCUCAUGCCGUUACUGAUUUGACAAACUGUUUUAACGAGUGUCACCAUUCCAUUCAGUGUUCCUCUGUGUUUUUCGAUGAAGAUAGCUCCAACUGUUCUAUGUUUAGCGGUACCAGUGAAGUGGAUGGAUUUGAAGACUACCAGCAAUAUUUCACCGUUGUCAACAAAACCUUUCCUGCAGAUUUUAUCGACCGUGCAAAUCGUCUGUGCUCUGGAAAUAAUUCAGGAUAUGUCUUUGAUGCUGCCGUCCCAAUUUGUUACAAAAUCGACACGAUACCAAGAACAAAGACGGAAGCUGUCGAUUUUUGUCAGGAAUCUGGAGGUCACCUACUUAGAAUAAAAACCGACAAAAAACAAAAAAUUGUGGAGGAUCUGACAUUAGAAGAGACAGGUUCUAUACAGAAAUACCGUAUUGACGGUGAGAAAAUUGAUGAAGAAUGGAAAUUCUCUAAUGGUGAACGCAUUACACAGCUUCAUUGGUACCCCGGGCAACCAAUGGGACACAACGCUAUUGCCUUGAGAGUUGAACACAGACGAAAAUGGGAUGAUAUAAAAACAAACAAUAAUCAUGGAUGUAUAUGUGAAAAAGACAUAGAAUAAAGAAAACACUAUU